AUGCUAUCUGCCGUUAAGAGACAAUCAGGCUUGUUACGUCAAGUCUCAAUGGUAAGACCCAUUCGUGGUCUUGCCUCAGCAUCUGAAGAGAGUGAUUUGAUUGAAAUUGAAUUGCCAGAAACUUCAUUUGAGGGUUACAAUUUGAACGUACCAGAAUUGAAAUAUACCACCACUAAGGGCAAUUUGUUGCAAAUGUUCAAAGAUAUGACAACAAUUAGACGUAUGGAAAUGGCAUGCGAUGCUCUUUACAAGGCUAAAAAGAUUUGGGGGUUCUGCCACUUGUCAGUCGGUCAAGAAGCAAUUGCAGUCGGUAUUGAAAACGCUAUCACAAAGAAAGAUACCGUUAUUACUUCCUACAGAUGUCACGGUUUUGCUCACAUGAGAGGUUCUCCAGUCAAGGAUAUCUUGGCAGAAUUAAUGGGUAAAAAAUCAGGUUGCUCUUUCGGUAAAGGUGGUUCUAUGCACAUUUUCACUAAUGGUUUCUACGGUGGUAAUGGUAUUGUGGGUGCUCAAGUUCCUUUGGGUGCUGGUUUAGCAUUUGCUCAUCAAUACAAGAAUGAAGAUAACUGUAAUUUCGCUCUAUACGGUGAUGGUGCCGCAAACCAAGGUCAAGUCUUUGAAUCUUACAACAUGGCUAAAUUGUUCAAUUUACCAGUUGUCUUCUGUUGUGAAAACAACAGAUACGGUAUGGGUACUGCUGCUUCCAGAGCAUCUGCUUCCACUGAAUACUUCAAGCGUGCUGGUUACAUUCCAGGUUUGAAAGUUAACGGUAUGGACAUCUUGGCAGUUUACCAAGCAUCUAAAUUCGCAAAGGAUUGGUGUCUAUCUGGUAACGGUCCUCUUGUUCUUGAAUACGAGACCUACAGAUACGGUGGUCACUCCAUCUCUGACCCAGGUACUACUUACAGAACAAGAGAAGAAAUCCAACACAUGCGUUCAAAGAACGAUCCAAUUGCAGGUUUGAAGAUGCACAUGUUACAAUUGGGAUUGGCAACCGAGGAAGAAUUGAAGGCUUAUGAAAAGGCUGCUAGAAAAUAUGUCGAUGAACAAGUUGAAUUAGCUGAUUCUUCUGCUGCUCCAGGUUACGAACCAGAAUUGAUGUUUGAAGAUGUUUAUUUGAAGGGCACUGGUAUCCCACGUUUGAGAGGUAGAACCGUUAAUGAAACUUGGGAUUUGGAAAAAUUGCAAUACGUUCCAAGAUACUAA
Zygosaccharomyces rouxii is the source of this 1206-nucleotide messenger RNA. It is a transcript of the gene PDA1, whose product is annotated as pyruvate dehydrogenase (acetyl-transferring) subunit E1 alpha. Gene Ontology annotation, biological process: pyruvate decarboxylation to acetyl-CoA. Gene Ontology annotation, cellular component: intracellular membrane-bounded organelle. Bases 1 to 1206 code for a protein of 401 amino acids. NCBI's taxonomy places the organism in Eukaryota, Fungi, Ascomycota, Saccharomycetes, Saccharomycetales, Saccharomycetaceae. The transcript has a single exon. Gene Ontology annotation, molecular function: pyruvate dehydrogenase (acetyl-transferring) activity. The record is from RefSeq and is a predicted model, not a curated record.